AUGAUGCAAAGGAAAGAACUAUACACGAACAUUACGCCCCUCCCAUCAAAUGUCCCACGACAACUAGCUCUGGACAUCCUACACAGCCACAGCGAAAUAAUCACGCUCAAUCCACUUGUACUUGAUCACCACCCGGUCCCCGCCCCUCGCACUGCUCACGCAGACGAAUAUUAUUCAACCUGGUACGAGAUCGCACAACGGGUUCAAUAUGUUCCCGGCUUCGGCAAAUUGGGGGCCGGAAAGAUAAGCUUUAAAGGCUCAUUUGAAAAUGCUGCCUGGGGACUCAAAACACAUACCUAUCCUCCGAUGGGAAUCGAUCUCAAGAGUAAUUUUCGAAUUGGAGGAAAUCAUCCUGAUGAACCACUUGAUCCGCAACGCGUACCCGAUGCACCAGCAAGUGGGCUAUAUCUUCUCGAGGAAGUCGAGAUCAAAUGCAGUAUCGCAUUGAUGUCUUUUGUGAAGAGUCAAUUAAAAGCUGCUUCGAAGGUUCUUGUGGAUCGAUUGAUUAAGAAGGCAGAGCUUCUUGAUUCAGGCGCCUUGCAGGCUAUGUUUGAAGAUGGCAAGUUGAAGACUUUCAAUCCUGCCGAUAAGUCUGAUUCUUCACGACUUCGAAGCCGGAUGAAUACAGAAUCAAUGUCGCCUACUAUGUCCUUUCCACAGUCACCGACUGGUAUAUCGCGGUGGGGAUCAUUGUCUUCUUCUCGGUCGGAAAUGCCUACCAGCUAUCAUGCUUCACCACCGGGGUAUAAUCAAUAUAGUCAGGAACUUCCAGCUAAAAGCUUUGCCACUGAGUUACCAGAUACGUCCACUGGUUAUAAAUUGCCUUUUAGGCGAUCUGGUAAAGAAUUUCCCGUUGAGUUACCUGCGAUGGAAGAGGUUCCUACUAGGAAAUAA
This is a messenger RNA of Penicillium angulare, 894 nucleotides long. RefSeq lists its product as uncharacterized. The transcript has a single exon. The record is from RefSeq and is a predicted model, not a curated record. Bases 1 to 894 code for a protein of 297 amino acids. NCBI's taxonomy places the organism in Eukaryota, Fungi, Ascomycota, Eurotiomycetes, Eurotiales, Aspergillaceae.